Molecule: messenger RNA, 3896 nt
Organism: Bombyx mori (domestic silkworm)
Lineage: Eukaryota; Metazoa; Arthropoda; Insecta; Lepidoptera; Bombycidae
Gene: Atg1
Product: serine/threonine-protein kinase ULK1
Exons: 16
Coding region: 915-3089 (724 amino acids)
Biological process (GO): axon extension; reticulophagy; protein autophosphorylation
Cellular component (GO): autophagosome; phagophore assembly site; phagophore assembly site membrane
Molecular function (GO): protein serine/threonine kinase activity; ATP binding
Source: RefSeq, a predicted model, not a curated record
UGUGCAGUGCGAGGUGCAUGUGACGAAGACCACACUAAUGUAACAAAAGUACCGUUUACUGACUUCCAGCAGAAAAUAUCGGAAAAUGUUAAAACGCUGUGGUAUGAACACUGGAGGUCUAUAAGUCAAGAAAAAGGGAAAUGGUAUACAAAGAUACAGAAUACCCCGCCACAUGUACCUUGGUAUAACAAAUUUAAAGAAGCUAAUUCCAGACAAUUCAUUACCACCAUUAAUAGAUUGAGAUUCGGUCAUUGUAGAAUUCCUGCUCAUUUGUUUAAACUACGUUUAGCAACGGACAAAAACUGUCAAUUUUGUGUCAAUGAGGUCGCUGAUCUGAAACAUAUUGUAAUGAAAUGUCAUAAAUUUAAUAUAAAUAGAUUAAUUUUAGUGUCUGAGCUGGAUGAUGCUUGUAAGGGUGACUCGCCUUUACAAACAGGCGUAAGGAUGGACUUAGAAGAAAUUUUAUCAAACCCGUUGUAUUUUAAACCAAUUUAUAGAUAUAUUGUUAACACAAUAGGAAAUGUUUAAUAACUACUUGUAAAUUUUUACGUAUUCCAUGCGUGAAAAUUAAUUUAAGAUAGGCUAUAAGGUCUUGUAACCAUUGGCCGUAAAUAAAUUAAAAAAAAAAAAAAAAUCUAACUAAAAUCAACACUCAGCAUUCAUUCAAUCAACACAAAAUAAAAUCACUAGGUAUCGUUUUGGACUUCUCGGGUGUUGUUUAAUUUUUUAAUUACUUACAAUGGUAGUUUAGUGUUUUUGUUUUGUGAAUUGAAUUCAUUAGCGCCUUACAGACCGGGAAGUGAUUUAAAAGCUAUCUAUAAUCAGAAUGUAGCACAUAGUCAAGUUCCUCAAUCCGUAACAUACAAAUAAUUAUUGAUCUUAAAAUUUGAAAGACUGUAAAUAAAAUCUGAAUCAUGUCCGUGGUUAAGGGAAAAUUAGUGAAAAUGGAAGUUAUCCAAGUCGGUGAUUACGAGUUCACUAAACAAGAUAUAAUUGGACAUGGUGCUUUUGCGAUGGUCUACAAAGGAAGGAAGAGAAAGAAUCCGUCCCAGUCUGUUGCGGUGAAGGUGGUCACAAAGAAAGGCAUCCAGAAAGCGUCAGAGAUACUCGUGAAAGAGAUUAAGAUACUACGUGAAUUGACAGCUCUGCAACACAAAAACCUGGUCGCGAUGCACGACUGCAUGGACAGCCCCGCCUAUGUCUAUGUUGUCAUGGAGUACUGCAAUGGAGGCGACCUAGCGGAUUAUCUUCAAACGAACCGGCUGCUCAGCGAGACCACGAUCCAGUUGUUCUUAGCGCAGCUUGCAGAAGCGAUGAGCGCCAUCCACGCGAAGGGCAUCGUCCACCGUGACUUGAAGCCGCAAAACAUACUCCUCACUCAUUCUAUCCUACCGCCUCGUACUCCACACCCAUCAGAUAUAACACUCAAAAUUGCUGACUUCGGAUUCGCAAGGUUCCUGGAAGAAGGAAAUAUGGCCGUUACGCUCUGCGGCUCCCCAAUGUACAUGGCUCCAGAAGUCAUAAUGUCCCUGAAAUACGACGCCAAAGCAGACCUGUGGAGCCUCGGCACAAUAGUCUACCAGUGCCUUACCGGGAAGGCUCCCUUCCAAGCCACCACGCCACACGAACUGAAAGCUUUCUAUGAAAAUAGCGUCGAUCUUCAGCCCAAAAUCCCACCAGGAACGAGUCCAGAACUGUGCAGCUUAUUGAUUGGCCUACUUCGACGAAACCCUCGAGAACGCAUGUCAUUCGAAAUGUUCUUCAAUCAUCCCUUUCUUCAACGAUCGCGCAACACAAACGUCCCCAAGAUGGGAUCGUGUGCGGGUCCGUCCGUGGUGGCGAACCGAGCGCCCCCCUCCCGCGCCACCCCGCCCGCGCCCCUGCCCCUAGCCUUACCCACUGCCAAGAAAACACAGCCAACAUCCUCCGAUUCGUCGGAGGUUGGUUGGGCGGGUGAAGAGGACUUUGUGUUGGUGGAGGCGACGGAGAGCGGGUCCGCAGAGUGCUCGGCCGCCUCCUCCGGCUCGGAGGCAGCGUCCAGACCCCGCUCCCUGGCGCUCCCCGCGCCCCCCGCACCCGCCUCCCCUUGCACACCUACCGCGAGCCCACUGACCGCGGCCACUAACACUACUGUACCGCGAUCUCAGCCCAUCGACGUGCGCCGAACGACCUACAGCCGCAACGCCACGAACAUCGGCUCGCUCUCGCCGCCCACUAUGCCGUUCGCGAUGGGCACGCCGCCGUCGACGCGGCGUCGCAGCAGCAACAGCGGCAGCUCCCCGCCGCCGCAGCUGUGGCAGGUGUCGCCCACCAACGCGAGCCCGCUGCGCAGGUCCGGCUGGCCGGCCGCAGGCUCGUCCCCGCCCAGUGCGCUGGCGCUGCGUGCGAGCGGGGAGUGCGGGGGCGGCGCGGGGGGCGCGCUCGGCGACGUGCUGCGCGGCAUGAAGCCCGACCCGCCCGUCUACAUACCCAACCUGCAGGAGGAGACCAUACUCGCGGAGGAACACAGCAAAGUGUCAUCACAACUUAACUUCGUUCUGAUGUUGGCCGAACUGCUGUCGGACUUGGCCGUUUCUUGCGGAGCUCCCAUCGCAGCCCUGAUGGAUACGUCCGAUGAGCGUUGCAACGAGAGCGUCCGGCUGGGGCUGUUGGUGCAGGCCAUGCAGGCGCUCGCAGCGGGCCUGCGCCUGGCCGCCACGCACUACCGCGCGCGCACGCUGCAGCCCACGCCGCAAGUGCGCAGCGUUGUAUCCCUGAUGAACGGUAAAUACAAAUGGAUCGUCAACGAGUCGAAGCGACUGCACGAAGCGGGAGUGACGCCAGCCGUCUGCGAUAAAAUACUAUACGAGCACGCUAUUGAACUGUGUCAGAUGGCGGCCAUCGAGGAACUGUUCGGCGACACGAAGGAGUGCGAGCGCCGCUACAUAUCGGCCCAGGUGCUGCUGCACUCGCUCGUGCAGAGACACCCGCUGCAUCCACACCACCGGACCACGCUCUCCAAAUAUCGAGACGCAGUACAACGUAGACUAAACUGUCUCAAAGGUGUUCGCAAAAUAAUGGAUGUCAAAAUUGAAGCCGGGAUCUCAUAAUGCAAAUACGGCUUCACAUAUUAUUGUGGACACAUAAGGAGCAACACGAGAAGUGAUUUUAUUUUGUACUCGCGAAAUGACUAUGUGAAGAAAAACAAAAAAAAGUAAAAGUGAAAAAAAAUAAACAUUUUUAUCAAUGAACGAAACGUGACACGGUACAGAAAAUAAUACAAUAGAGAAUUAUUUUAUUAAGUUCCGUAGAAUUAGUGAGACAAUCCUUAUUUACGUCGUAAGACUUGAUUUUAGUAAACGCUUUACGAUUGAUUGUGGCUUUUAGAUGUGUGUUUUUUAAAACCAUCUGUACUGACAUGGUUGUAACAUUUUUAAUUACAUUUAAAAUUUAAUUGUAGACACAGCAUUACUACACUGCACAUGAUUGUAUUGCCAAUAUUGAAAGGCGUCUACUGGACUUGAAAAAAAAGUAAAAAAUAAAAAAAAUUCAAUCUAAAUAGGAUUGAAAGUUGAUCAGUGUGUCUCGCAUUAACAUUAUACGGUUAUUGACCUGUAGUAAAUUUACAUUCUAAGAAUCUGAUGAUUAAUCUCAACGCGAAUCGUGGAAAAAACAGUCGAGCAAUAUCAAAAUGGCAUUUUUAUGUUUAAGCUCUAUUGAAUUAAAGUAUUGCCUGAGACAUGUUAAGCAUCGUGAUCACGAUUUUCCAAAACGUUGAAUUAGAUUUAGUUUGCCAAAAUUAUCAUUUUAUUUUAUGUGUACGAUCCAUAAAACUUAUUGCUUUACUGAAAUAAGAAUAAAGACUGUUGUAUUAUAAAAAAUAAUUUGUUUUAAUAAAUACUUAUUUUACACCACCA